AUGGAUCGCAACACAUUCGACCGUCUAUGUCGUAUUCUGUACGAGCGUGGUGGGCUGCGUAUCGGCAAGGUCCUCGGGGUAGCGGAACAAGUCGCCAUGUUCCUUGGGGUUCUAGCACACCACACAAAAAAUAGGAUUGUAGGUUUUCAGUUUAGCAGGUCGGGUGCCAUUGUUUCAUACUAUGUAAACAAGGUCUUAUGUGUUGUAUUGUCAUUGUACCCAAUGUUGCUAGCCAAACCUACACCUGUCACAGAGGAUUGUGAAGAUAGCCGCUGGAAAUGGUUCAAGGGAUGUCUAGGAGCUUUGGAUGGCACACAUAUACUCGUCUUGGUCAGUAGCACAGAAAAACCUCGGUAUUGGACUCGGAAGGGCCAAAUAGCUACAAACAUAGUAGCUGUUUGUGAUCGCAACAUGCAGUUUGUGUAUGUCCUAACAGGAUGUUACUAUUACUUGUGCGAUAAUGGUUACGCAAAUAGCAAUGGGUUCCUUACGCCUUUCCGAGGUGUUAGAUAUCAUCUGAAAGAAUGGGGACCGGGUACCGAGAUCAGGGCAAAUAUGAAAGAUAUGCCUGAUUGCUCUUGUGGGAUUGGAAAAAUGGUGAGGCGAACAGCUGGGAAGACAGCUAUGAAUCCAGGCAGGAAGUAUUGGAAGUGUCCAGUUGGAGGACAACAUUCGGGUUCAUUCAUGUGGUGCGACGAGAGAGCAAAUUAUACCGCCGCACGAGAAGCCACGUCGGAGGUGGAUUCAAAGAGCUACUUCGAUCAGAAAGUGAAUGCAAUUGGGCAAAAGUAG
Molecule: messenger RNA, 792 nt
Organism: Salvia splendens (bonfire salvia)
Lineage: Eukaryota; Viridiplantae; Streptophyta; Magnoliopsida; Lamiales; Lamiaceae
Exons: 4
Coding region: 1-792 (263 amino acids)
Molecular function (GO): zinc ion binding
Source: RefSeq, a predicted model, not a curated record